GGCGAGGUUCAGGUGGCACGGAAAUCUUCGGCAGGCGCAUUCAAUUCGUCGAUGGCUUUCAAUGUGUGAACUGCGUCUAGGCUCGAGCGCUGGCAAAUGAUGAGUCUGUGCGAAGGGCCAGGUUUCGUCUCGUCGGCAUGGUUGCUUAGUUUUCGAAAGAAUUGCUUCUCCGGGGCCUCCGUGCCUGUUCUCUGAUUUUCUUCUCGUGCCGAAGGUCGGGUCGAGGUUCGAAUCGCUUAGUCGUUCUUGUCUGGAUUGGUUUUAGUUUCUCUGGCUACCAUAUUGUUGGAAAGAGUGCGGGGUCUCAAGGAAUUGGGAUUAGUGUGAUAUGGUGGGAAGUGACGAAACCCAGGCACAGUGUGUAUGAAUCGAAGCGCUAGUUUGCAUAAUGUAUGUGAAGGAGGUAACCCUCGAGGGUUUCAAAUCCUACGCGCAGAGGACAGUGGUCUCUGGAUUUGACCCCUUUUUUAACGCAAUCACGGGGCUCAAUGGCUCUGGGAAAUCCAAUAUUCUGGAUUCUAUCUGCUUUGUGCUCGGCAUUACCAAUCUACAGCAGGUGCGCGCCACCAACUUGCAGGAGCUGGUUUACAAGCAGGGUCAGGCUGGGAUCACUAAGGCUACCGUGUCAAUUUUGUUCGACAAUUCUGACCGCAAUAGAAGCCCAAUUGGAUACGAGGAUAUGAAUGAGAUUACUGUUUCUCGCCAGAUAGUUGUUGGCGGAAGAAACAAGUACAUGAUCAAUGGACAUGUGAGGCAACCUGCUCAGGUGCAAAACUUGUUUCAUUCAGUGCAGCUGAAUGUCAACAACCCUCAUUUCCUGAUCAUGCAAGGGCGUAUCACAAAAGUUCUGAACAUGAAGCCACCAGAAAUUCUCUCGAUGCUAGAAGAAGCAGCUGGAACUAAAAUGUACGAGUCAAAGAAAGAGGUCGCUCUUAAGACUCUCGAGAAAAAGCAGACAAAAGUAGAUGACAUAGACAAUCUGUUGAAACAAGAUAUUCUUCCUGCUCUGGAAAAGUUGCGCAAAGAGCGAGCUCAGUAUCAGCAAUGGACAUCUGGAAACGCUCAGCUGGACCGCUUGGAACGAUUCUGCACGGCGUUUGAAUAUUCAGAGGCAGAGAGGAUCAAGAAUGCUGCUUCAGAUGUAGUGAAGGACAUGGAAAGUCAAAUUAAGGCGCUUCAGGUGACUGCAGUGGAGUUAGAGAAAGAGAUAGGGGAUAAAGAAUCGUCCAUUGCGUCUAUGACCGAGACCAAAGACAAAGAAAUGUCCUCUGAGAUCAAGAUUUUAUCAGAUGUCUCGGACAAACUCUCCACAACACUUGUCACACUAGAUUCGGCACUCAAUGCGAAACGAGAUGCGUGCAAAGCGGAGAAGGCUGCUCUUGAGCAGAUACAAAGAUCCAAGAAGGAGCUGGAGAAUGCCAUAGCAGCGAGGACUACAUCAGAGAAGCAGAUCGAAGAGGAUGUUGCAGCUUUACAGGAAAAAGUGGAUAAGUCGCGCAAGCAUUUAGAGGAUAUAGAAAGCGAGUAUCAGGCCGUUCAAGCAGGCAAAGGGAGUGGUGCCGACGAUAUGAGCUUAGCGGAGCAGCUUGCAGAUGCAAAUGUAUCUGUAGGCAAGUCAGCAUCUGAACUCCAACAACUUCAGACGAAGAUACAACAUCUGAACAAAGAGCUCAUGGAAAAAAGAGAGUGUUUCAAGUCGAAGGAACAUGAGGUCGCCGCAGCACAGGAAGAGCUGAAAUCCAGGAAGGCUGACUUGGCGAAUUUAAAGAGUGCAAUUGACAAAAUUGGGUACAGAGAUGGCAGCAUGCAAGUACUGGAAGAGAAACGAAGACAAGAAGUUGAAUAUGUUAAGAAGUUGAAGGCGGACGUAAACAACCUUACUUCACAACUGUCUGGCGUCCAAUUUUCUUACAGUGACCCGGAGAGGGACUUCCAGCGAUCAAGAGUCAAGGGUGUAGUGGCGCGCUUGGUUCAUGUAAACGACUCCUCUGCAAUGACUGCUCUUGAGGUGAUAGCAGCAGGCAAACUCUUCUUCGUUAUUGUUGACAACGAUCAAACAGCUAAGUUACUCCUCGAGAAAGGAAAUUUACGAAGACGAAGUACCAUUAUUCCUAUGAACAAGAUCCAGCCCAACAAGAUCCCUGCCAGAGUCGAGGCUGUAGCAACGAAACUGGUCGGUUCUAAAGCAAAGCCUGCUCUUUCACUGGUUCGCUAUGCCGAUGAACUUGAAGCAGCUAUGUCAUUCGUCUUUGGUGGAACAUUUGUUUGCGCUGAUACGGAAACAGCUAAGCAGAUAGCUUUUCACAAGGAAAUAAUGACGAAGUCGGUAACAUUUCCGGGUGAUGUCUUCGAACCUCGAGGUCUUCUGACUGGAGGAUCUCGCAAGAAUGGUGGUGAGCUCCUUGUGCAACUUCAUGCGCUAGCUGAGACAGAAGCUAGAUUAAUUCAUCAUGAAGACGAACUUAAGAAUGUCGAACUAAAGAUUGAGAGCUUGCUACCUCAGCAAAAGAAAUUUUCUCAUCUGAAGUCGCAAAUGGAGCUGAAGUCCUAUGACUUAUCCCUCUACGAAACCAGAGCGCAGCAGAGUGAACACCACAAGCUCAGCGAAGUGAUAGCAUUAAUGACUUCCGAGCUCGACAAAGAAAAGUCGGCUUUAACCAGGACACAGCAAUAUCACAGCGAGUGUCAGAAAAGGGUUUUUCAGAUAGAACAAAAGAUCAAGGACCAAGGUCGGGACCGUGAUUCUCUCUUGAAAGAUUUGGAGAAGAGAAUUAAGUCGAUGAAAAAGGAAGCGGUUGCUGCCACUAAGGAGCUCAAGGAGCAAGAAGGAGCCAAGGAAAGAAUGGUAAUGGAGAAGGAGGCUGCUGUCCAGGAGAUUUUGACUCUUGAAGAUCAAUUGGCUACAGCUCAUACACAAAUCACAAAGUUGGAGACUGAUCUUCGGGAGAAAGAAACCAAGAGAGGCGCAAUUGAGGAGGAGUACCAAAAGGCGAAGGGCAAAUUAGAAGAGAACCGAAAGAGAAUUAAGGAAUGUGAUGCUCAAAUAACUGCUUUAGUGAAAUCCCAAAACCAACAGAAAAACAAAUUGACCGAUUGUAUUGUGGAGAUCAAGAAAUUGGAGAAUGAGAUCAAGCGAUUGGGGAUGAACCAAAAGGAAUGUGACAAAAGAGUUCAGCAACUACUUGCAAAACACGAGUGGAUCGUCAGGGAGAGGCAGGCAUUUGGGAAGGCAGGAACAGACUACGACUUCACUGCCCAAGACCCAAGAGAAGCACGCCAGGCACUUGAAAAUUUGCAGCGCGAGCAAAAAGACAUUGAGAAGCGGAUAAACAAAAAGGCUCUGGCCAUGUUUGACAAGGCUGAAGAGGAGUACAAUGAUCUGAUUGAAAGGAAAAGGAUAGUCCAGAAUGAUAAAACAAAGAUACAGCAGGUGAUCAAAGAGCUCGACGAAAAAAGGAAGGAGCAACUAAAGAAUACGUGGGAGAAAGUCACGAAAGAAUUUGGAUCCAUCUUCUCAACUCUACUUCCAGGGACAAUGGCAAAGCUCGAGCCUCCAGAGGGUGCUGAUGUUAUGGAUGGGCUGGAAGUCAAGGUUGCAUUUGGAAGCGUAUGGAAGCAAUCACUUUCUGAGCUCAGUGGGGGUCAAAGAUCAUUGCUGGCACUCUCGCUCAUCCUUGCCCUACUUCUUUUCAAACCUGCACCUUUGUACAUUUUGGACGAGGUUGACGCAGCUCUUGAUUUAAGUCAUACACAAAACAUUGGUCGCAUGAUUAAGUCCCACUUUCCCCACUCUCAGUUUAUUGUAGUUUCACUCAAAGAGGGCAUGUUCAACAAUGCAAAUGUGAUUUUUCGGACGAAAUUUGUGGAUGGGGUAUCCACGGUGUCACGCACAGCCCAAUCAACACGGAAGUAGAGGAAAACUCCUCAACUUUCCUUUGCAGAAGUGAUGAUUAUCCGGAAACACGUCGCUGUACAAUGAGGGCUCGAUGGCCGUUUAUAUUGAACAUAGUAGUGAAGAGCUUCAUACGCUCAGAUAACACCGAUACAUCCGCAGCGUACAAGCUCAUUGACUGAACGUGAUAUCACUUUCUUGAAGUGCUCGCCUGCUCACCAUCUCGGUGAAUUGUGCGUCUACUUUUAGUAGGUUACUCUCUACAUUGCAGAGUCGGAAUCAUGAGCCAGUUCGUAACUUUCAAGCAGAAUUCCUCUAGUCAGCUAUCAGUUAGUAAUCUUACAUGGGGAAAUUGUAUAAUCUCAAAUGUAUAUUGACGACAUGGUCCUUUUAAAGUCCACUUCUAUCUGUCCGCAAGUAUCUAGCAGGCUUUCCUUACAUUUAGAAGCAGCUGUAUUCUAGUAAUAUUCUCAUGGAUGUAGAGAAUGUUCUCCUGUGUUUUCAAGUGAUACUCUAUCAUAUGGCUUAGGUAGAAAGCUUGACACGAGAUUUGACCAUGGUUAGGUUGAGCUGAACAGUGCAAUUUGUGGCCUCUAUAGUGCUACAAGUGGCCCAGAUGCUGUUGACCCGUUGGAGGUGCAGACAUGCUGUGAUGCAAAGCUCACACCUGUAUUCUAUACCUUAUCAUGUCCCUUAUGGUAAUCGACUCAGUGGAUUCCGCAGUGCGCAUGACCGUGUGGAUCUGGGGACAAUUUCGAGUAGUUAGUACAUAGUCCACUCGAAUAUUGGCUGUAUACUGGUGACAGGUCUUCUCAUUUUCUGCAUAAAGUUAAAGUUGGAAAACUGUCUAUUUAGACGUCACGGAAAGAAAGAUGAAAUGGCGCACUGAUCUCAACGACCUGGUUGGUGGCAGAUGAAGUAGGCUGGAGGCCAGCACGUUCAGAAAGUAGCUAUAAAGGCACUGGACGUGCCUUUGCUGGAAAUGGUAACCUGAACAGGGGGUGGUAUUUAACGUAAACCACUUGUGCCAAGGGACCAGGGCACUAGAGAUUCAUAAUUAGCACAAAGUAAAACUCCAAAGCUGCCGGGAGGCUUCAGCAGACCAAGCCGUUAUUUCUGUAAACUCAGGAAACUACCUAAACCGAUGUAAAUCUUUCGAAGAUGUAGAGCUGAACUCUUGUUUGCACCUGAGACAGGUCAAGGCUGAUAAUGAUUUUCUUCCUAAAUGUGUAAUGAGAACAAGAGUGAGGUUCUGUAAUUCUAUUUUCGC
Marchantia polymorpha subsp. ruderalis is the source of this 5162-nucleotide messenger RNA. The record is from the annotation of a GenBank genome assembly. Lineage: Eukaryota; Viridiplantae; Streptophyta; Marchantiopsida; Marchantiales; Marchantiaceae.